AUGCAUGUAUUCAUGAACCUGACGGAGUUUAACCAGUCUGAUCUCUGUGAGCAUUUCUCCUGUCCAGAGAGAUCCUUAUCUCCUGCAGUUUAUAUCUUACUGUACGUGUGUUCAGCUGCUGUGGUUCUUCUAACAGUGUGUGGAAAUCUUCUCGUCAUCAUCUCUGUUCUUCACUUCAAGCAGCUUCACACACCAACAAACCUGCUCGUGCUCUCUCUAGCGGUGUCGGAUUUCCUCAUCGGUGCUCUAGUGAUACCGCCGGUGUUAAUCUGGGCCAUUGAGUCAUGUUGGAUUUUUGAUAAGCGGUACUGCAUCAGUUUUUUGAUGACUGGUUAUAUUCUCACGAGCCUCUCCAUUUAUAAUAUUGCUCUGAUCGCUAUGGAUCGGUAUCUGGCUCUCUCAAACCCCUUUCUCUACAUGAACACAAUCUCUAGGAGAACUAUGAGCAUUGUGGUUUUUUCCAACUGGUGUGCUUCUCUGGUGUAUAACAUAUCACUCUGUUAUUUUAACAGAAGCUUCACACGUUCUGUAAUGUGUCCUGGAGAAUGUUAUCUUUUUCUAAAUGAGGUUUGGUCUGUAAUUGACCUUGUAAUAACGUUUAUAUUUCCAUGUUCUAUCAUAAUCAUAUUGUAUACUCUAGUGUUUGUGAUUGCUAAGAAACAUGCCACUGCUAUCAGAGAGCUUAAUAAUCACACACGGCCUAAAACACAGAAAAUCACCUCACACUCGAUGAAAUCUGAGAGAAAAGCAGCUAAAGUCCUGGGCAUUUUAGUGUCUGUGUUUCUGAUGUGUUUACUUCCGUAUUUUAUUUUCAGUUUAUUAGGUGAUGUUAUUGAACUACAGACAGAAACAUUUCUGAAAGUCUUUAUUGUACUUUAUCUUAAUUCCACCAUUAAUCCUGUUAUUUAUGGUCUGUUUUACCCGUGGUUUAGGAGGUGCAUUAAAUUAAUUAUAACUCUGCGAAUAUUCCAAACUGACUCUGCUUUAAUAAAUGUUCUUUCAUGAAGGUGUUUUGGACAAUGUGUAUGGAUGUAUAUACAAGAACACUGACACUCAGCAGGGUUAAAAGUCUGAGACCACAAUGAGAAAAUUUGGGAAGUUUUUCUUUUUAUUUAAACCUGGAAUUAAUCAAAUUAUAUACAUUUUAGAACAAAGAAAGGAAAUGUUCCAUAUCUUGAAUGUUCAGUAUUCAUGAUUCUGCAUUUAUAGGUCACGAUUUAAAUCCAAGCAAAUUUGUGAUAUUGAUCUUGUUAAUUUUAUAUAAAAAGUCAGAGUCUUAUCCUUUCCAUUCAAGCAUGUGUUCAGACAGGUUUUGCAGAAACUUUGGAAAAACUUGUGGAGUCCAUGCCAGCGUGAGUACACACUGUGAUUAAAGCAAAAGCGGGACAUACCAAACACUAAG
Messenger RNA from Ictalurus furcatus (blue catfish), 1402 nucleotides. Its product is annotated as trace amine-associated receptor 13c-like. The transcript has a single exon. NCBI's taxonomy places the organism in Eukaryota, Metazoa, Chordata, Actinopteri, Siluriformes, Ictaluridae. Gene Ontology annotation, cellular component: membrane. The record is from RefSeq and is a predicted model, not a curated record. Gene Ontology annotation, biological process: G protein-coupled receptor signaling pathway. Bases 1 to 1005 code for a protein of 334 amino acids. Gene Ontology annotation, molecular function: trace-amine receptor activity.